AUGUAUAACACUCAUUCAGAUAUUUGGAUUGCUGGCGCAUUUGCUGCAGUUGUCGUCGACUUCAUCGUCUAUCCAGUCGACACGCUCAAGACUCGCAUCCAAUCUCCAGACUACGAGAAAGUCUUCAAAGAUGCCCGCACAGGCGCACAGGAGCAUUCUUUACUACAUACGAAGCUAUAA
Messenger RNA from Penicillium cataractarum, 180 nucleotides. RefSeq names its product putative mitochondrial carrier protein. Bases 1 to 180 code for a protein of 59 amino acids. The record is from RefSeq and is a predicted model, not a curated record. The transcript has 3 exons. NCBI's taxonomy places the organism in Eukaryota, Fungi, Ascomycota, Eurotiomycetes, Eurotiales, Aspergillaceae.